AUGGCCAUGGUGUCUUUGGGCUUGGUGGCACUGCCUGAAGAACAUUUCGAGAAAAACGUUAGCAAUCCGGGCAAGGUGGCACCAGCAAAGGCCCUUUUGACCCAUCAAACUCCAGUUGCAGCCAUCAAGCAUGCAUUGCGCCAAUCAGCACGGGCUUUGGGGACAUCAGUGAGUGACCCCGAACAUAUCCGCAAGAAGCUUCCACCCACAGAGGAUUGCAAAGCGCUCAUGGCUGCCGGCCGCAUCUGGGUGAUUUUCAAGCUGGAGAUCCCAGAGGCCGAGUUCCAUCUCGAUUUGAAGUCUGGAUAUGUGAAGAAGCAAGCCGGAAGCGGCUUUGAGAUUCAGACCUGGGACCCUCUCAGCCCGAAGUGGCAUGCGUCCACUGCAUCCAGGAUGCCCGAGGCUCCAGCUUGGUCAUUCUAUGUUGGAAUCAGUGCCGACACGGCAGCUAGGAUCCUUGCGGACCCUACUGAGGCCCGUGGCUACAUCUUGGAAUCCUUCCAACACCGGGACAUGGGGAACUUGGUGUGCAAGCAAGCUGGGCAUAAAGUUGCUCACUUUUUGGCCGGCGUUUACGCCAUUCCAUUCUUUGAAGACAAGUACGGCUGCGCCUUGCUCCAGUCAAUUUUGGACGAGAAGAAGGCGGAGGAGAAGAGCCACAUCCUGACGAUCAAGGUAUCGUGCUUGGAUGUUGCAGCAACGCUGCAGCAUGUCCCCGGCAUGUCCUCCGUGUGGGUUCCACGCGAUAUGGACAAUCUAUACAAGUGUCCUUUCCAUGUGUCUUUGGCGACAUUUGCCUUGGCUGAUCAUUGCGUUCAAGAAGCCCAGCCUGCCAGCCUAUAUCGCGAGAAGAAGCAAAACGUUGAAUUGUAUGACUCGCGCAAGAGGUUUGGAUGUCUCCAUGAUUUUCCAUCGCAGGCUCUUGCCACCAAACGGCCUGCAGAAGCUGAAAUCGAGUGUGGCAGUGCAGCCAAGAAGUUGACGACAGCAGAAGCUGCGAAGUUUGCGGCAGAAACCGUCAAGGCUUUGAAGCCUCGUGACCAGCAGCCUCCGGAGAACAUCGUGCCAGUGAGCAAAGUGGUUGCAGCAUCACCGCAGACAGCUGGCAUGCCACCGGUGCUGCAAGCCCCUAAACUUCCAGAUCUAGAAGAAGGGCGUCACUUGGGCGCUUGGACUAUCAUGAAGCGUGUCAUUCCUUGGGUGCUUCAAUCCUUGCCGACUUUCCUUUCGAAAGCUGCCUUGCCAUCAGCUGCAUCUUUGGCAGACCUAGCACCGCUGGAGAUCCAAUCAUCACAGUCCCAGGGCCUCAAGAACUUCAAGGAGAAGUGGAGCCCUGCAAAUUGCCUGCAGGCUAUCCAACGUAGUGGCCUCUACGAAGCCGGCCGUUCGCUGUACUGGCUGGACCCGGGCUUGAGCUCCAGCGACACAUUGCUGCUUGAAGAGCCGCCCUAUGCAGAAGUCCUUGAGGCCGAGCAGAUUCUUUGCUGCAGCCAUGGGGCCGGAGAUCGCUUCUUCUUUCUUGGCACUUUUGGGUGCUUUGCUCCCAAGCAUGUGUUGAACACGGGUGAGCUACCAACCAAGCUGUCUCUUCUGCACAAGCACACGCAGCUCUAUGCCUGGUACGUUGCUAUGUGCAGGGCAUGGCUGGACACGGAUUUGGAGCAGAUCAAGAAGGCAUUGGCCAUGACCGAUAGCAUCAGCGUGACCCUGGAGAUCCUCACGGUCAACGACAAGUCUCGACAGGGAAGCAAUUCGGACACCUUUUUGAUGUUCGCAAAGAAGGUCCAAUGCAUUGAGCGCCAGCAGGCCGCAACAACCAAGAAGGAUCUUCUCCAGAGCUUGAUUUCCAAGAAUGUGCGCUUCAACGGCACCAAGAUCAACAAGACUGUUCUUGAUGGGGCCUUGAAGGUGGCAGGCAUGCUGAGCGAUGCAUCUUCUGAGAUCCUGUCUCGCAUCCAGCGAGAACAUGGCCGAGAUGUUUUCUCCAACAAUUAUUCCAAAUUGGCCCGCUUGUGCACGCGAUGCGGCGCUGGAACAUUGCUUGAGUUCACCUUGGGGGCAGCCUAUGUGGCAGUGGCCCGCAACCAAUGCAGCCCGGACUUCUUCAACGUGGAAACCAUAGACCCGCGCGGUGACGAGGUGGGCUGGGCUUGCGGGACCUUUGCUAAGAUUGCAGUUGCGCACCAGAUGGUUCAGCUCGCUGAAGCUGCUUGGCAACAAGCCCCUGUGGGAAGCUUGAAAGACGAAGCCAGAAAGACUUCAGACGCUUUGAAGAAGCUCGGCACACCUUUGGCUUUCCAUUACGCUGUGCCCAAAGAGGUGGAUGCUGGCUGCAGCAACGCAGCAGAAGAUGUGCUUGAGGUGUCCAACCCAUGUUCCCACCUCUUGAAGCCGGAUGUGACCACCAAGCUGGCGAAGAGCAUGCGCUCAUGCACCGCCCUUGCAAUUUCCCAUGUUUCGUGCGAAGCCACGUCAGCACCGCCUGUCAGCUUGAGGGAUCUUGUGAAAGGGGAUGACGAGCAAGAGGAUGAGCAGAAGACUGCAAGGGAAGCAGAGCGAAGCCACUUGUGGCGGGAGGCGCAGACGCUUGGGAAGAAGUACGUGCAGUUGGGCCUCUGGCAAGGCCGCACAAUGGAUUCGCUGGCUACUUUGUUUGCAAAGAGCCCGGCCAAAAAUUUUGAAGGAGUUCUGAACGACAGCCACCAAGCCUUCGUGCCUGCCUUGGACAGAGCAUCGUUGCAGCCAGCCUUUGACUUCAUGAAAGCACAGUGCAAGGAGACCUCGAUGCUCUUGCUCUUUGAUGGUGGGUCGCGCUCGAACCGCCAAUUGAUCGAGCAGACGUUUGGCGACAAGGUCCCGGGCGGCGGCGGGCUGUUUGAUUGGAUUGUGCUCUACCGGCUCUACCGCUCCACAAAGAGUGCGCCAGGGAAGAGGAAUCGAAAGGUGUUUGCUGGCUCUGUCCGUUGUGAAACGGCCUUCCUCCGACUAUCAGUCCCACGGGUGAGGUUGGCUGUGAAAGCCCGGGAGGAUGACUUCACGUCGAAUGAGGAGUGCAACACCAAUGAUUUGCACAUGGUCAACGUUUCCCCGCCCGGAAAGUUGCCUCGCAUUCUCCGGUCUGACAAGACCCGUAUCUUCCCCGAUGCCACUGUCCACAACACGGUGAAGUCCUCCUCUGUGCCGCUGCUUCUUGUCAAGAUUUCAAGCCGGGAUUUGUUUGAUGACGGCUUGGGCAUAGAAUCUGAGUAG
Cladocopium goreaui is the source of this 3249-nucleotide messenger RNA. NCBI's taxonomy places the organism in Eukaryota, Dinophyceae, Suessiales, Symbiodiniaceae. The record is from the annotation of a GenBank genome assembly.